Messenger RNA from Plasmodium adleri (nom. inval.), 1176 nucleotides. RefSeq names its product rifin PIR protein, putative. Lineage: Eukaryota; Apicomplexa; Aconoidasida; Haemosporida; Plasmodiidae. Bases 1 to 1176 code for a protein of 391 amino acids. The record is from RefSeq and is a predicted model, not a curated record. The transcript is spliced from 2 exons.
AUGAUAUCCAUAAAAAUGAAGUUCUAUAAUUUUAAGAUUUUGUUCUUUUCGAUAGUUUUAAAAAUAUUAUUAUUAUUAUUAUAUUCAAGUGAAAAAAGGUUAAAAAACCACUACCCUAAUACUCAUACAAAAACCACCAAAAAAACAACUAUAUCACAACUAUUAUGCGAAUAUGAUGUAUAUACGUCAAUUUAUGAUAAUGACCCGGAAAUGAAAACAUUGAUGGAAAACUUCGAUAGACAAACAUCACAAAGAUUUCAUGAAUACGAUCAAAGUAUGAUCAAAAGAAGACAAAAAUGUAAAGAACAAUGCGAUAAAGAUAUACAAAACAUAAUAUUGAAAGAUAAAAUAGAAAAAGAAUUAACAGAAAAAUUGAGUGCGUUGAACACAAAUAUAACUACUGAGGAUAUACCUACAUGUGUUCGUGAAAAAUCAGUUGCAGAUAAAGUGGAGAAAACAUGUUUGAGAUGUGGAGGAAUAUUGGGAGGGGGUGUGGCCCCUGAAUUAGGUUUGAUAGGUGCAACUGCCUUAUAUGCUAUAAAUGCUUGGAAACCUGGUGCUUUAGCUUCUGCUGGUAAAGCUGCAGGUAUUGAGGCAGGUGUUGCUGAUCUUGUUGCAGAAUUAAAAAAUAUGUGGCAAAUGAACUAUUUAGUUGAUAAGGCGUUGGAAGACCUUGUUACAAAAACAACAUAUACUAAUUAUAACUUGUUGGCUACAUCGUUUAAGUUUGAAUAUCAAAAAUUGUGCAUGUCACAAGCUGAUCCAAGUGGUGCUUUUUGCAUUAUACCAAAAGAGAACUAUACUACAGUUAUAGAAAACACUGCAAAAUUGCUUGUCGGAAAAGCUAACAAAACUGUUGAAACCACUACUGCUAGUGAAACUGCCAGAAUAACUACAGCACUAACAAACGAAAAGACUGCUGAGAUAACUGAUUUUAGUACUACAUACAAUACUGCCAUAAUAGCAUCCAUUGUUGCAAUUAUAGUUAUAGUUUUGGUUAUGGUAAUUAUUUAUUUGAUAUUACGUUAUCGUAGAAAAAAAAAAAAUGAAGAAAAAAUUACAAUACAUAAAAUUAUUAAAAUGAUAGAUACGAUGUAUUGUGACAUGAAGAGUAUUUUAGUGUAUUGUGAAUUGUUUUAUUUCAUAUACAAGGAUUCUAUAAUUAUUGGUUUUUAG